Molecule: messenger RNA, 975 nt
Organism: Candidozyma duobushaemuli
Lineage: Eukaryota; Fungi; Ascomycota; Pichiomycetes; Serinales; Metschnikowiaceae
Exons: 1
Coding region: 1-975 (324 amino acids)
Biological process (GO): protein folding
Cellular component (GO): endoplasmic reticulum
Molecular function (GO): protein disulfide isomerase activity
Source: RefSeq, a predicted model, not a curated record
AUGCCAGUAAUCGAGGAAUUGGCCGAUGAAUUUUCGGAAAGUGUCAAUAUCCAAAUUGUCAAAAUCGACGGUGACGGUGAUGGGAAACGUAUGCGUAAAAAGUAUAAAGUUGGAGGGUACCCCACGCUAUUGCUUUUUACUGACUCACUGGCUCACCCCAUUACUUAUAACGGUCUGCGAGACCAGAAGUCAUUGAGUAACUUCAUCAAGCUCGCUUCUAAAGUUGAAAACAAAAAAUAUGUGGAAGACAGUGAACAGUCCCAAUCAUCUGUGAUUUAUUUAAGCGAAGGAGAUCUUGAUUCGCUAGAAAACAUAUCAUCAAACAAAAAGCUUGUCUUGGUUCAGCACAAGCAAUUGCUGUCAGACUUCCUACUGAGUUCAUGGAACCAAGCUGCCCAAGUCUUCAGAAAUAAUGCUAAUGGUGUAAAGUUUGUUGAACUUCAUAUUACCGAUCCAAGUGUACUUAGUCUGAGUUUCGAUGUCUCAGAUUUACCAGUGAUAAUUGAAGUCGAGUCUGAUUCUUUUGAAAAUUCAUCAUGUGUGCAGCAAGUGACGAAAGAUAACAUUAUGAGCCUCGUCGAACGAAUCUUUAGCAUUUCAGACAAUGGAGAUGUUCUCUCUGAUAGAAAUGCUGGAAGGCUUUUUUUUGUAGACAAGCGGAUCAGGUUUGAGAAUACCGAAGAUGGUGAAAAUCUCCUCAGAGAUAUUGUCGUGAUGCUUGACUGCGAUAGUACCGAGGCUAAGGCUUUGUUUGAUAAAUACAAUGUGGAACAUGGUGCUGAUUUAUCGAUGCUUCCGUAUUAUCAAAAAAUUGUGGCAAAAAUCCUUGCGAAAGAGGAAUCAUGGUUGAAAUCUGAGUCAAAUCGCUUGCAACUGAUGAUUGGAAGCUUGGACAUGAUGACGAAAAGUGACGCUCACUACGCCAUGAAGAGAGCCAACAUUUUAAAGGCAAGUAUAGCAGGAAGAAGAUUAUAA